This is a messenger RNA of Oreochromis aureus, 2847 nucleotides long. It is a transcript of the gene klhl31, whose product is annotated as kelch-like family member 31. Gene Ontology annotation, cellular component: cytoplasm; nucleus. The transcript is spliced from 3 exons. Gene Ontology annotation, molecular function: protein binding. The coding region runs from base 114 to 2021 and encodes 635 amino acids. Gene Ontology annotation, biological process: negative regulation of protein phosphorylation. The record is from RefSeq and is a predicted model, not a curated record. NCBI's taxonomy places the organism in Eukaryota, Metazoa, Chordata, Actinopteri, Cichliformes, Cichlidae.
GGGGGUGACGGCUGGUCUCUCUCCUGCUCCAGUAACUGGAGGUGCAAGCUCCCUCUUCACCGGCCUCAACUUCAUUUUUUAGAAGGUCCGGGCUGUGUUCUGCUGCUAAAACCAUGGCACCCAAAAAGAACAAGGCAACCAAAAAGAGCAAGGGAGACAUAAAUGAUAUGGCCUUGAUGGUUGAGAACAGCCCCAUCAACAAGAUUAACGGGCUGAACACUCUGCUUGAAGGCGGAAAUGGCUUUAGCUGCAUUUCGACUGAAGUCACUGAUUCGGUGUAUGCCCCGAACCUCCUUGAAGGUCUGAGCAGCAUGAGAAACGAAAGCUUCCUCUGUGAUCUAACAGUCGCCACCAAAUCAAAGUCAUUUGAUGUGCACAAGGUUGUCAUGGCCUCUUGCAGUGAGUACAUUAGAAACAUCUUGAAGAAGGACUCGACCCUCCAGAAGAUAGACCUGAACGACCUCUCACCGGUUGGCCUUGCUACUGCAAUUACGUACGCAUACUCAGGAAAGCUCACUCUGUCGCUCUACAGCAUUGGCAGCACUAUUGCUGCAGCCAUGCUGCUGCAGAUUGGCACCUUAGUGAAGAUGUGCAGUGACUUCCUCAUGCAGGAGCUCAGUGUGGAGAAUUGCAUGUACGUAGCCAAUAUCGCCGAUGCCUACGACCUCAAAGAAACCAAGGAAGCGACUCAGAAGUUCAUGAGGGAGAACUUCAUUGAGUUUUCUGAGAUGGAGCAGUUCCUGAAGCUAACCUAUGAGCAGAUCAGCGAAUUUCUGUCAGAUGAUUCCCUGCAGCUACCUUCUGAAGUUACAGCCUUCCAGAUUGCCAUGAAAUGGCUGGACUUUGAUGAGAAGAGGUUAAAGUAUGCGGCAGAUCUGCUAACUCACAUCAGGUUUGGCACUAUCACUCCCCAAGACCUGGUGAAUCACGUCCAAGGUGUGCCAAGAAUGAUGCAGGACCCCGAGUGCCACCGCCUCCUCGUCGAUGCUAUGAAUUACCAUCUGCUUCCGUACCAACAGAACAUCCUCCAGUCACGCAGAACAAAAGUACGUGGUGGUCUCAAGGUGAUUCUCACAGUUGGCGGACGCCCUGCCUUGACAGAGAAAUCUCUCAGCAAAGACGUUCUCUACAGAGAUUCAGAUAACGUGUGGAAUAAGCUGACGGAGAUGCCAGCAAAGAGCUUCAAUCAGUGUGUUGCAGUCCUGGACGGAUUCCUGUAUGUUGCGGGGGGUGAGGACCAGAAUGAUGCAAGAAACCAGGCAAAACAUGCCGUGAGCAACUUCUGCAGGUAUGACCCCCGGUUCAAUGCUUGGAUUCACUUGAGCAACAUGAUCCAGAGGCGCACCCACUUCAGCCUCAACACAUUCAACGGCCUCUUGUUUGCCAUCGGAGGGCGAAAUGCUGAUGGCGUGCAGGCCUCUGUGGAGUGCUAUGUGCCUUCCUCCAACCAGUGGCAGAUGAAAGCACCCAUGGAGGUCCCCCGCUGUUGCCACGCCAGCUCCGUGAUCGAUGGAAAAAUACUCAUAUCUGGAGGUUACAUCAAUAACGCCUACUCCAGGUCUGUGUGCUCUUACGACCCCUCCACCGACACCUGGCAGGAUAAGAGCAGUCUGAGCACGCCUCGAGGCUGGCACUGCGCCGCCACUGUGGGAGACCGCGCCUAUGUCAUCGGCGGAAGCCAACUAGGAGGCCGCGGGGAGAGGGUGGACGUCCUUGCUGUCGAAUCUUACAACCCUCAUAGCGGGCAGUGGAGCUACUGCGCACCUCUUCACACGGGGGUGAGCACAGCAGGGAUUUCCAUUUUGAAUAACAAGAUCUAUCUCCUUGGUGGCUGGAACGAGGGCGAGAAGAAGUACAAGAAAUGCAUUCAGGUUUACAACCCUGACCUCAAUGAAUGGACUGAGGAUGAUGAGCUGCCAGAAGCCACAGUCGGAAUUUCAUGCUGUGUCGUCACCAUACCAACACGGAAAACACGAGAGUCCAGAGCCAGUUCGGUUUCAUCUGCGCCUGUCAGUAUAUAAAGAAUUAGAUCAUAACAACCUUGUACUGUACAUGUCCGGAGGUUUCCAACUUGUCUGCUGCAUAAGCUCCUGAAAAUGGUCCUUAGCUUUCAUGUUAUAUUUGGCAUCAGUAAAGCCAGGUAGUGGUUAUGAAACAGAUACAUUAAUGUAGUAAAUUAUUAAUUUAUCUUCUUUAUUUUUCCUUUCUUUUUUUGACAAAUCUAACUCUGGGGCCAAUUCAGCCAGGAUAAUUUUGUUAGCCUUUUUUUUUCUACAGCAAAUGGAGUGCUAUUUAAAACUCAGAUAUAAGAUAUAAAAUUUCAAGACUCCUGUUAAAAUUCACUUGCAGCAUAACUAUCUUUUUAGCCCAGUGCCAUGGAAACAAUGUAUGGUCUGACAGUCUUGUUUAUGGUGAUUAUAGCUACUGUGAUUCUCAGAUACUUGAAAAGAAGAAGAAGCUGGAAUAAGUGUUGGCGUCCCCUACCAGGAGUAGGCGCUCGUGUCUGGUGUUUAAACGCACCACGGAGCGAGACUGCAGAUUCUCUGCUUGUGUGCCACGUGCAGCAUUCUGCAGCCUCGCUCUGUAUUGUGUGAUCACCAUAAACACUAUUGCAGCAAAGAAAACAGGUUGGGGUUAGGAACGUGUUGGAACAAUGAGGGCUGAAUGAGUUUAGAUGUGAGGGUGAGACACUGUUUUUGUAAAAAGGACAAAAAAAAGGAACAAGUUAACUCGGGAAUGAUGUUCAGAGCCUGAGCUUUGCUGGAAAUCGUUAUUUAUGGAUUCCCUGACUGCUCACGUGUUUCCAUUUUUUUCUUUGUUUUAAUUAAAGAGAAUAAGGAUAAGCUA